Prosopis cineraria is the source of this 2241-nucleotide messenger RNA. Its product is annotated as protein NAR1-like. The transcript has 12 exons. Lineage: Eukaryota; Viridiplantae; Streptophyta; Magnoliopsida; Fabales; Fabaceae. The coding region runs from base 256 to 1689 and encodes 477 amino acids. Gene Ontology annotation, molecular function: 4 iron, 4 sulfur cluster binding. Gene Ontology annotation, cellular component: cytosol. The record is from RefSeq and is a predicted model, not a curated record.
AAAUGGCAAAACCGAGCCGACAAAGCUCACUCGGCUUCUGGAAAAACAUCACAAGCGUCUUUGACCUAGCACCUCUCUGGCUCCCGCCAAACCUCCCUGAUAUCGCCCUGUUUCCCCCCAAAGCCCUAACUUCUCAUCAUUCUGUUAACACCAUUGUCUAACUUUUUGUCGAUUCAACUAUUCUUACUGCAAUUUUUGGCACUUUUUGCUGAAUUGAAUUGAUUGCUGAUUGGACGCGAAGGCAAAGAGCGGGAGAUGUCACAGAAGUUCUCGCCAGCUCUUCGGAUUGGAGAUCUCAAUGAUUUCAUAGCGCCAUCUCAGGCAUGCAUAGUCUCUCUCAAGGGAUUAAAGUCUAGCACCACCAAGCCCGACAAGACUGAGGUUUCGAAUGCCAAAAAGCAAUCACAGCCAGAACCUGUCAAGAUUUCUCUGAAGGACUGCUUAGCAUGCAGUGGGUGUGUCACAUCAGCAGAGACAGUUAUGCUUGAGAAACAGGGUUUGGAUGAGUUUCUGUCCAAUAUUAAUAAAGGAAAGGCUGUGAUUGUGUCUCUCUCCCCCCAGUCAAGGGCUUCACUUGCAGUUCAUUUUGGCAUUUCUCCACUUCAGGUUUUCAGAAAGUUGACAAGAUUUCUCAAAUCCUUGGGAGUGAAGGCAGUUUUUGAUACAAGUUGCAGCAGAGACCUAACGCUUAUUGAAUCUUGUAAUGAGUUUAUCUCAAGGUAUAAACAGAACCAAUUGGUUGAUGCUGAGUGUUCUAAAUCAGACCUACCGAUGAUUGCAUCAGCAUGCCCAGGCUGGAUAUGCUAUGCCGAAAAGCAACUUGGAUCCUUUGUUCUGCCUUAUAUUUCAACAGUCAAGAGUCCUCAGCAAACAAUUGGAGCUAUCUUAAAGCACCAUGCAUGCCAAGAUAUGGGAUUUAGAGCUGAGGAAGUUUACCAUGUUACUGUGAUGCCUUGUUAUGAUAAAAAGCUGGAGGCUUCUAGGGAUGACUUUGUUUUUGACUUGGAGUUCCAUGAAAAUACGGAUCAGAGUGAGUUUAAUAGAAUUCCAGAGGUAGAUUCAGUAUUGACAACUGGAGAGGUUUUGGAAUUACUUCAGUUAAAAGAAGUUGAUUUCGGGAGUUUGGAAGAGUCCCCUUUGGAUAGACUGCUGACAAAUGUUAAUGAAGAAGGAUACCUUUAUGGGGUCCGUGGAAGCUCUGGAGGUUAUGCAGAAACAAUUUUCCGAAAUGCAGCAAAAACACUAUUUGGAAGACAAAUUGAUGGCCCUCUAAACUUCAAAAAUGUUAGGAAUUCAGAUUUCCAGGAAGUUUCUCUGGAGGUGGAGGGAAAAACUGUGUUGAAAUUUGCUCUAUGUUAUGGUUUCCGAAACUUGCAAAAUAUUGUUAGAAAAGUUAAAAGUGGGAAAUGUGAUUACCAUUUCCUGGAGAUCAUGGCAUGCCCUUCAGGUUGCUUGAAUGGUGGAGGUCAAAUCAAGCCAAAGCCAGGACAAUCUCCGAAAGAGUUGAGUGAAUUAUUGGAAAUUGCAUAUAUGGAAAAUGUUUUGGUAGCGGAUCCCUUUAAGAAUCCUAUUGUGAGAAGUUUAUAUGACAAGUGGCUUGAGCAGCCCGGGUCUGAAAAAGCUAGGAAACGCAUUCACACGGAUUAUCAUCCUGUUGAGAAAAGCAUUACUUCUCAGUUGAACUGGUGAGAAGAUUCGGCUUAGAAGACGUUAAUGACCUUCAUUCCCUUUCCGGUGUGGAGUUGAAAGUUUUGUAUUCAUUAUUGUCAAGGCAGAUAUUACAGAAGUAAAAACCAUAAAUUACACAGGCAGGGGAGGUCGAGCAAAGUGAAGGAUAAGGAUGAUAAAAACACGGGUCAGCAGUAUCGCCAAGACUUUUAAGGGUAUGUAUGGAUUGAAGAAAGAAGGGAUUGUGUUGAAUUAUAUUUAAAUAAUAAUCUAUUCCUUCAAGUCAAUCCUUUCCCAAUCCAAAUAUUCCCUUUGUGAAACCUGUUUAGCUAAAGCCUUGAGGUCAUUUCAGCAAUAAAAGCCAUACAAAGAAUGUACAUGGAUGAUUCAGGUUUGUAAAUAAAUAUGAACUUGAGUUCAUGUUUUGGAGCACUGGCUUUAACGCUCUGGAUUUAUGCUUGUUAAUUUAAUUGUAAUCUCACCUCGUGAUCUUUGGGUUUUCAUCUCGAGAUUAUUAUGGAAUUACGUGUUGCUAGAGAUUGAUUAUUCAUAUUGGUUUUUGGCCAGCUUGAA